AUGAUUACAGGGUUCUUGCUGAUCGGCACUGGCUUAGCCCUGGCUUAUCGAAAAAUAAAGAAAGCAGAAACGGCUGUUCAAACCCCCUCAAGGCUGCCCACUAUGUUGAUUGGAACAAUGGAGCGAGCUGUGGCUUCUCAGAAUGGGUUCAUUCUACGCAGCACGGAUGACAUCUUGGAGAAGCUUGUGGCUGCUGUGAAGGGAGACAUGCAAGCAUGGGACCUCUCAGACUCGCCAGACUCCGAAUUGCCCGAGUAUUACUUUGACACCCACUGUGAUGAUGUGAUGCUGAGGCUCAAGACAUUCCGAUUCAUCCCCGCCACACGCCUAUACACUAAGGGAAAUGAGAGUAAGGAUAUAAGCACACAGCCCCACUCCACUGACGACCUGCUGUUGGCCAACACCCUCAACGACUCUUACUGCUGGUUUGAUGAGCCAUCAAGCAGCCUUGACACCUCCACCUUCCCCAACAAUAGAGACACUUUGCAGCGUGAACCACGUGGGUCUCUGCUCCCUGACCUGUUUCCUGUUUGGAAAGAGUUCCAGCUUCAUCACGGAGUUUCUCUCGGUUUGUGGGCUCAUCUAAAGGACCAACGUGGAUCGAGAAGUCAGCGCUCUCAGGAGGCCGACAAUUUAGUUGAAGAAAGAAGUGGAAGAAAAAAAUACAACCGUGACGAGUUUGGGAAAGAUUUCACUGUGAAAGCUUCCCUAAAAAUGCAUCAGGUCAUCCACACCGGAGAGAGACCGUUCAGCUGUGGAGACUGUGGAAAAUCUUUUACCAGGUCUGGAAGCUUAAAAAGACACCAACUCAUCCACACUGGAGAGAGACCGUUCAGCUGUGGAGACUGUGGAAAGUCUUUUACCACGUCUGGACACUUAAAAACACACCAACUCAUCCACACUGGAGAGAGACCGUUCAGCUGUGGAGACUGUGGAAAGUCUUUUACCGAGUCUGGAAACUUAAAAACACACCAACUCAUCCACAGUGGGGAGAGACCGUUCAGCUGUGACGAGUGUGGAAAGUCUUUUACCGAGUCUGGAAACUUAAAAACACACCAACUCAUCCACACUGGAGAGAGACCGUUCAGCUGUGGAGACUGUGGAAAGUCUUUUACGCAGUCUGGACACUUAAAAAGACACCAACUGAUCCACAGUGGAGAGAGACCGUUCAGCUGUGAUGAGUGUGGAAAGUCUUUUACCGAGUCUGGAAGCUUAAAAAGACACCAACUAAUCCACACUGGAGAGAGACCGUUCAGCUGUGGAGACUGUGGAAAGUCUUUUACCGAGUCUGGAAACUUAAAAACACACCAACUGAUCCACAGUGGAGAGAGACCGUUCAGCUGUGACGAGUGUGGAAAGUCUUUUGCCCUCUCUGGAAGCUUAAAAACACACAAACUCAUCCACACUGGAGAGAGACCGUUAAACUGUGGAGACUGUGGAAAGUCUUUUACCGAGUCUGGAAGCUUAAAAACACACAAACUUAUCCACACUGGAGAGAGACCGUUCAGCUGUGGAGACUGUGGAAAGUCUUUUACGCAGUCUGGACACUUAAAAAGACACCAACUAAUCCACAGUGGAGAGAGACCGUUCAGCUGUGACGAGUGUGGAAAGUCUUUUAUGAGCAUUUCACACUUAAAAUCACAUCAACUCAUCCACAGUGGAGUUAAAGCGUACACCUGUGAUCAGUGUGGCAGAGCUUUUACUCACAGUAACAACUUACAGAGUCAUCUAGUUACCCACUCUGGAAUUAAGGCGUACAGCUGUGACAUUUGUGGAAAAACUUUCAGCCGGAUAGGGAGCCGAAAUACACACCUACGCAUUCACACCGGACAUGAUGUGUACAGCUGUGAUCAGUGUGGUAAACAGUUUACUACAAACACACAGUUACGACGUCACAUGUUUACCCACACUGAGGAACGACCUUAUAAAUGUGACCUGUGUGAGAAGACUUUUAAAUCUCCACAUUACCUGAAAGCACACCAACAGAUCCACACCAGAAAGACUCUACAAGUGCAGUUACUGUGA
Messenger RNA from Pelmatolapia mariae (spotted tilapia), 2025 nucleotides. RefSeq names its product zinc finger protein 883-like. Bases 1 to 2025 code for a protein of 674 amino acids. Gene Ontology annotation, cellular component: transcription regulator complex; PcG protein complex; chromatin. Gene Ontology annotation, molecular function: RNA polymerase II cis-regulatory region sequence-specific DNA binding; DNA-binding transcription factor activity, RNA polymerase II-specific. Gene Ontology annotation, biological process: regulation of transcription by RNA polymerase II. NCBI's taxonomy places the organism in Eukaryota, Metazoa, Chordata, Actinopteri, Cichliformes, Cichlidae. The transcript has 5 exons. The record is from RefSeq and is a predicted model, not a curated record.